This is a messenger RNA of Esox lucius (northern pike), 3347 nucleotides long. RefSeq names its product family with sequence similarity 117 member Aa (gene fam117aa). The coding region runs from base 384 to 1490 and encodes 368 amino acids. The record is from RefSeq and is a predicted model, not a curated record. The transcript is spliced from 8 exons. Lineage: Eukaryota; Metazoa; Chordata; Actinopteri; Esociformes; Esocidae.
UUGUCAGUUUGCAGGGAGAAGUAUUGGAAACAAUUGCACGUCGUAGGCUGUUAGCAGAGAAGUUAACAUAGUUAUCAUUGUUGAAACUAUGACUGUGGAAUUAGGAUUUAAAUCAUUGCUAAUUAUGAACUAAAUUCAGGACUAAUAUAUUUGAGAUAUGGUUCCUUUACUGUAGUUCGAGAGAAAAGUUAGAGAAAAUCAUGGUCCUCACAAAAGGCUAACAAGAAGCUAACCAUGUUGGAUAUGAAUAAUAAAUAUAGAAAUAGUGUGUAAUCGCUUUAAAUCCUAUCUCAGCUUAUUAAGAAUAGGUACAAGUACAGAUUGUGAACUUUACGAUUGCUUGUUGAAGUUGUGAAGUGUUCUCGGCAGCUUCACUUGGGGGGAUGUCGUGCAGAGGUGCAGCUGCCCGGGGGGGCACCCAUUGCCUGCAACCACUACGAGCCACUGUCCCAUUCCAGCUUCACAGUAAAGCACAACCGCGCUGCAAAGAUGCCAAAACGGGUGACCGGAACAAGUCUCGCCCACCAAAGCCAACCAUUCGUCGAACUCUGUCCUUGGACACCAUUGUGGGUCCAUAUCUGCAGGGCCAGUGGCCCAAGGAGACCGAAGCCCAGGGAGUCAACUGGGUCAAUGACAAGGCCACACAGACUCCCAGCUCCUGGGCAGAGGAGCCUAGGGGAAGAAGAAGUGUUGGUGGACACAAGCGCUCUGCAUCAUGGGGCAGUGCAGAACACCUAAGGGAGGUGGCUAAGCUCAGGCACCAGCUGCAGAAGCGCUCCCGACACGCCCCUAUCUCCGGAGGGCACGAGCAUGCCCACCACCGUGGAGGUCAGGCACCCAGCGCUACACAGACUACACCCCUGAGCCGGCUGGCCCCUCGACUGCGGCGCAGCGUGGAAGGUCUCAACCUGGAGCUGGAGGGGGUCUUUGUGUCAGAGAAACCCGAGGACCAGCACAAGAUCCUUGACGUCCCAGAUGGCCACAGAGCUCCUGUUCCUGCCCAGAGGUGUAGCAGUGGAUCCCAAAGUGAGCCCUCCCCUGCCUCGUUAGACCCCGCCCUCCUCUCGCCAUCUGAGUCUCCAUGCGCCCUAGACCCCGCCCUCCUCUCCGAGUCUCCCAGUCUCAUGGGAGUGCCAGAGCCUGUGGACUGUGAGACCCUGUGCCCAUCCCCACAUCCAGUUGUUCUGGACCCCUGCCUGUUGCAGCCCUCCCCUUCCCCUCGUCCCAACAAGACCUUCCAGAGGGAGCCUCCGGAGGGCUGUGAGCGAGUGAGAGUCGUGUGGGAGGAGCCUAUGUCUCCUUGUCAUAGAGAGCCUCUCUUCCAGGUAUCCUGCCCUGACCCAAACAAGGUGAACUUCACUCCUCAUGGAGGCUCUGCCUUCUGCCCUGUCAGUCUGCUCAAGCCCUUGUUGCCCUCCAUGGACCUUCUGUUCCGCGGCCUGUCAGUCUCACCUGUCACAGGCUGCUCGGUGCAAAGUUCUUCCCCCUAACAGGCGGCUGGGCAUUUGACUACUUUAUUGGACUGCUGCAGGACUCAAUCACCAUGAGAAUAUGGGAUUUAUCCAUGGACUUGGAUAGACGUGGCAUCUCGGCAUCCAUCUCAUUAUGUUGUCUGUGAGAGCACGAACAGCACCAUUUGAGGAUAUCUAAAAAAACAAACAAAAAAUUUUUUUGAAGUAGACCAUGUUGUUUAGCAAAAUUUAAUUUGCUGAUCACUCCUGAAAACCUGGUUUCAGUCAUGACCAGAGGUGUAGUGGGGGUGUGUAGAUUACUUACUGUUGUCAAUGAAAGAGCACAGAGCUGGUUAGUGUUGGACCUUGCACCCAUAAAUGUGUGCAUGCUUGGCUGGUGAUUGUGUACCAAUUAGGGCACUCUUUAAAAAAACUAAAGUGCAUUAAGAUCUGUUUCCUAUGCUUAAUAGUCCUAUAGCUUGCUAACAUCAAUUGCUAUUAUUAGCCUAAUUCUAAAUAAAAUAUAACUUUUCACAAAGUUGCUUGUUUAGUAGCCUAAAGGUGGAUCAGAACAGGAUCUUCUGCUUACUAAUCCUUGGUCUAAUGAAUAAUUAUUUCCCAGAACCAAUUGGCUUACAGUAGUGAUGCAGGGAAUACAUUAGGUGAGGAGUCUUCUAGCUAGUGAGUGGAGUCGGAACUUACUGAAAUGUUAAAUGGACAGAUGUAAUUAUUAUAAGAACCCUAAACAAGUAUUAUGCUCAAUUGUGUUCAGGAAGAUUUUUUUUCCCCCAGUUAUGAUCUUUUGGAUUUCAUGAGUAGCCAGCCUUGCACUGGCUCUUGUUCCCUGAUGUUUGACACAUCUACAUUGUAUAGGUUUUCAAGUUCACAUUAUGCAUCCGUGCUGGAUGUUUAUUUAGUUAAAUUUUUUGUGUGAAAAUCAACAUAGUCCUGCUGUAGGUUAGGUUCAGUCCUUAUAUCCGACAUGUUUAUAAAAAUAUUUUUUAAAACUAUAUGAAUGUAAUGAUUUAUUUUUUUAUGCAAAAUGUCAUAGGCUUCCUAAGCAUAAUCUCCUCCAUGAAAAAUCGAGCACUUAGAUAUGGUAGUAAAUGUAGUUAUCUAGUAUUCCAAGAGUAAAUCGAGUUAGUGUAGUUAGACAUGCAAAUGUUCAUAAACGUAGGUAUGUACUUACUGUAAAUGGAGAUUGUGUCAGGUACGAAUUGUACACAUUUACUCAUUGAAGCCCACAGUAAUGUCAUUUUCUGAUUUUCAAUGUUUAUGAAUUUGGAUAAUGUCUUUAUAUUAUUUUGUAUUGUCCUAUUGAUGUAUUUCACUGAAAACAUCCUUGUGUUUUGCAUAAGGAUGGACAAGGUGGUGGUACUCCUUUUCUAUCUGCUUUUGAAGUUUGUGUUCAUUAUGAUAGACAUCGCCUAUAUAUAGGGCCUGGUAGAAUGGUUUACAGUUACUUUGUGAAUAGAGUUUUAGUAUGCACUGGCAGUGUACUGGUUAGAUUCUAGUUAGCACUCUAUUUAUGACAUGACCUAUCUCUUGCUCAGGUUGAUAAUGAGCUAUCGUUAUGGCAAUAUAGUGAACUGUCAUUUUGAACUGUCAGGUUGGAGUUUGAAUGCUUAUAAUGUCAAACAUGAGCAUGAGCCUCUGCUCCUUUCUGGUGUAAAUGUACACUCAAUCAUUUGAGCUCAGUUAUCUCUUCCCACUGUCGGACAUGUUUACCUAUUGUUUUGUGAUGUAAAAUAACAUUGUAUCAACAACUUGUAGUUUGGUUCGAGUGUUAUUUCAUUAGCCUACUUUCUUGUACAAUUUUAAGUUUUAAACAUUGAAAUUGUUUAAACAUGAUUUAAUUUCACAGUGGACACUAAUACUAAACAGAAGUCAAACCAA